AUGGAAGUCAAUGGCAAAGUGGCUGUUGACAUGGAGUUCGCCAAGAACAUGUACGAGCUUCAUAAGAAGGUUUCACCGAGUGAAGUCAUUGUUGGAUGGUAUGCCACAGGAUAUGACAUCACAGAGCACUCCGUUCUGAUCCAUGAGUAUUACAGCCGAGAGGCGCCAAACCCCAUUCACAUGACCGUGGACACGGCACUGCAGAGCAACAAAAUGAACAUCCGUGCCUAUGUCAGUUCACAGAUGGGCGUUCCAGGCAAGACAGUUGGUGUCAUGUUCACCCCCCUGACAAUCAAGUACAUUUACUAUGACACAGAGCGCAUUGGAGUUGACCUUUUACAGAGGACUCGUGCAUCUCCCAGUCGAACCAACGGACUGACCACAGACCUGGCCCAGGUGGCCAGUGCAGCAGGACGCGUACAAGAAAUGCUGUCCACUAUGCUCUCAUAUAUAGAAGAUGUACUGUCUGGAAAAGUGAUGGCAGAUAACAGUGUUGGUCGUUACCUGAUGGAUCUUGUGAACAAAGUGCCGAAGAUUACAGCAGAAGACUUUGAGAGCAUGUUGAACUCCAACAUUAAUGAUCUGUUGAUGGUGACCUACCUGGCGAACCUCACUCAAGCUCAGAUCGCGCUUAAUGAGAAGCUAGUUGUUCUGUGAUCAGAAAUUAAAAUAAAUCAUGUUUUUCAUUUCGACAA
Messenger RNA from Sinocyclocheilus grahami, 695 nucleotides. RefSeq names its product eukaryotic translation initiation factor 3 subunit F-like. Gene Ontology annotation, biological process: translational initiation. The transcript has 7 exons. Gene Ontology annotation, molecular function: metallopeptidase activity; translation initiation factor binding; translation initiation factor activity. Gene Ontology annotation, cellular component: eukaryotic translation initiation factor 3 complex, eIF3m. The record is from RefSeq and is a predicted model, not a curated record. Bases 1 to 657 code for a protein of 218 amino acids. NCBI's taxonomy places the organism in Eukaryota, Metazoa, Chordata, Actinopteri, Cypriniformes, Cyprinidae.